AAGGAAGCGGGGAGGUCUUAAAGGGGCCGCAGCCAUUUUUAAGCUUUUAUUUAUUAUUAUUAUUUCUUCCUUCAAUUUUGCUCGGCGGGGCCCAGCUUAGGUGGCGGGGGUGCGCGCUGGAGGCGCGAGGCCAGCCCCCCGGGGAGGGCGGGGUGUACGCGCCCCGGCGCCCAUCUGGGCCGACCCAUGCUCCGGCCGGCUGCGCGCUCUAACACCUGGGGCCGGGCGGGGGCAGCGGGGACCUGCGCGCUGUUUGUGCUGCCGAUGCGUCGGGCCGGAGGGUGAGGCCGCGCGGCGAGGCUGGGACACAGUUGUCGCCUCCAGAUCGGGCCAGGGGCUGCAAGGGGGCCGCCGCGAUGCCGGGCGAAAAUAUCUUCCUGUUUGUGCCUAACCUCAUCGGUUAUGCCCGGAUCGUCUUUGCCAUCGUUUCUUUCUACUUCAUGCCCUGUUGCCCCCUCACGGCCUCUUCCUUCUACUUGCUCAGCGGACUUCUGGACGCUUUCGAUGGACACGCGGCUCGAGCCCUUAAUCAAGGGACCCGGUUUGGGGCCAUGCUGGACAUGCUGACGGACCGCUGCUCGACCAUGUGUCUGCUGGUCAACCUGGCCCUGCUGUACCCACGGGCCACCCUUCUCUUCCAGCUCAGCAUGAGCUUGGAUGUGGCCAGCCACUGGCUGCACCUCCACAGUUCUGUGGUCCGAGGCAGUGAGAGUCACAAGAUGAUCGACCUGUCUGGAAAUCCUGUGCUUCGCCUCUACUACACCUCCAGACCCGUUCUGUUCAUCCUAUGUGCUGGGAAUGAGCUCUUCUACUGCCUCCUCUACCUGUUCAAUUUCUCCGAGGGACCUUUAGUUGGCUCUGUGGGUCUUUUCCGAGUGGGCCUCUGGGUCACCGCCCCUAUCGCGGUGCUCAAGUCUCUCAUCAGUGUCGUCCACCUGAUCACGGCCGCCCGCAACAUGGCUGCCCUGGAUGCUGCAGACCGUGUCAGGAAGAAGUGACCCCGGAGCCUCCAGCCCCUGGCCGCCCACCCGCCCUGGGAGUCUCGCUGUGCGCGCAGCUCCCCUCUCACUCCCGCAAGGUCCCAGGCCCAUGUCUUCCUAAUGUGUUGUUCGGCCUGCUGGGAAGGGCGUCGGCCUCUCUGGUGAUGCCAUGGUCUCUGGAAUCCUGAGGACCAGUCCCACCAGUAGGAUUCCCCAGGACCUGGACUUCAAAUCAGGAAGGAUGCUCCGGAGGCCCCGCCCAUGCGGGCAGCGCUCCUAGGGCAUCGAGACACCUGUCUGAGGACCGGGCGUUGUCACACCUGCUGGCUCAGCCCUGGGGUCUGGCUUGGCCUGAGGCUUCAGAGACACCUGAAUGAGGGAGAUCGGGCAGGGGCCGGGUUCCUCAAAAGGCAGGGAGUCAGGCCUGUGCCCCUGGCCAGAGGAAGCCCCUUAGAUCUUUCCCCAUCCCGGCCUCCCGUGUCUGAUCUAUCCCGGCUCUGAAAACUGCAUAAUGAAGGGGGAGAGGGGACGUCGCUCCUCUGAGGAUUUGGUUUCCUUUGAGAUACAGUUGGACCAGGGCCUGGGUUGAGGGGAGCUUGGGGAAAAAGGAAGCUCCAUCUCGAUGCUGUCUCCUAGUUGCUCACCGACUGGCUCUGUGCUGUCAUUCCACGGUGACCUGGUCCCCACCCCCAAGCUCAUACCCUGUCUCUGCCCACCUGCUUUACUCUCUUGAUGACAUGUCACUGGCUGUCCACAUUUAUUUGUAUACCUCAUGUUUUCUAUCCCCACCAGAAUGUAAACUCCCUGAGGGCACAGACUUUUCUUGUUCCUCCUCUAUCCCCACCACGAAGAUGAACCUGAUCCUGACUAUCAUAGCCCCUUAAUAAAUAUUCACGAACAGAUCA
This is a messenger RNA of Suricata suricatta (meerkat), 1885 nucleotides long. It is a transcript of the gene CDIPT, whose product is annotated as CDP-diacylglycerol--inositol 3-phosphatidyltransferase. Gene Ontology annotation, molecular function: CDP-diacylglycerol-inositol 3-phosphatidyltransferase activity. The record is from RefSeq and is a predicted model, not a curated record. Bases 357 to 998 code for a protein of 213 amino acids. Gene Ontology annotation, biological process: phosphatidylinositol biosynthetic process. NCBI's taxonomy places the organism in Eukaryota, Metazoa, Chordata, Mammalia, Carnivora, Herpestidae. The transcript is spliced from 6 exons. Gene Ontology annotation, cellular component: Golgi apparatus; membrane.